UAUCACAGUUUGAGAGAGAGAGAGAGAGAGAGAGCGAGAGGAGAGGAGAGAGAGCCCGACGGUCUAAUCCUCUUUUUUCUUUUCUUUUUUUCUAGGGUUUCUGAGCACAGACGAUUUUCUUGUGCUCUUGUUUUCUUUGCUUCUCCGCCACCACGACGCCGUUUCGCUCAGGUUUAUGCGGUGGCGGAGACAAUGGAGAAGAUAGAGGCAGAAUUGAAGGAGGCGGAGACGAAGCAGAGGAGUCUGAGCAAGGCGUACGAGUGCAUACACGCGCAGGCAACAGCGCUUAUUAUCUUCGCCGUGCAAUGGAAGGACCUGGAGGAGCACUUUGAGUCGACUCGGUACUCGCUCGAGUCGCGAUUCCGGGAACUCGCCCACCGCGAGACGGUGGUCCGUGUGCGGGACGAGGAGUUGGCGGCGAAGGAGAUGAAGUUCAACUCGGAAGUUGAAUCGAAAGCGGACGAGUUGGGUAGGAUUCAGAGUCUGAUCGACGAGAAGGCUGAGGAGGUUAUACAGAGUAAGAACCACUUGUAUUCUCUCCAGUCUUUGAUUCUGGAACAUAAUAAUGAGGUUAUGGUGCAAGAAAAGAGGUUGAUGGAGGUUGAGAGUUUUGUUGGGGAGAAGAAGAGGGAGUGCGAUUCGAUUGAGAGACGGGUUAAGGAGCGGAUGAAGAAGUUGAAUUGGGUUGAGAGAAUGGUGGACGAGAAGUCGAAAUUGACUGAGUUGAAGGCGGAGAAAGUGCGGGGUUUUGAAGAGGCGUUGGAGAAGUGUGUAGAGAAGACUGAGUUGAAGGAGAGGGAGUUGAAUGAGAUUAUCGGGUCGAUUGAGGAGCGCAAGGAGGAGUUCAGUUGGAUAGGAGAGCAGAUUUUGGAGGCGGAAAAGUUGAUUAAGGUGCAAGAGGAGCAGUUGGAUUUGAAAGAAGAGAAAUUUAAGGAGGCGCAAAAGGCGGUUGAAGAGUGUGACAAAGAGUUGAAAUUAAGAGAGGAGCGGAUUAAGGAGGCGGAAAGGGCGGUUGAAGAAUGUGACAAGGAG
Molecule: messenger RNA, 1032 nt
Organism: Pyrus x bretschneideri (Chinese white pear)
Lineage: Eukaryota; Viridiplantae; Streptophyta; Magnoliopsida; Rosales; Rosaceae
Product: golgin subfamily A member 6-like protein 1
Exons: 1
Source: RefSeq, a predicted model, not a curated record